This is a messenger RNA of Penicillium canescens, 324 nucleotides long. RefSeq names its product thioredoxin family protein. NCBI's taxonomy places the organism in Eukaryota, Fungi, Ascomycota, Eurotiomycetes, Eurotiales, Aspergillaceae. Bases 1 to 324 code for a protein of 107 amino acids. The transcript has a single exon. The record is from RefSeq and is a predicted model, not a curated record.
AUGUCUGUCAUCCAAAUCACAACCAAAAAGGAGUUCGAUGAGCUCGUCAAGUGCAAAUCCGCCGUCGCCCUUCAUGCCAAAGCUGACUGGAGCGGACCUUGCAAGGCUAUCUCGCCCGUCUUCAAUAAACACGAUCAGGUUUACACCAAUGACUCCUUGACUUUUGCCAGAUUCGAAACCGACGACGUCGCCGACCUGGCCCAGGAGCUCAGCAUCAGCAAUAUCCUUGCUUUUUUAUUCUUCGAGGAAGGCGAAAAGUGUGACUCCGUGGUCCGAGCCAACCCGAGCGCCCCCAAAGACUCCAUUCAAAAACUCCAUGGUUGA